UAAGUCAACGGUUUCCGCUUCCGAAUUGAUGCGUCAUAUAAUAGAACACAUAGAAAUUGCGCAAACGGUGUACAAACUUAAGGAUAAGAAUGCCCCCUAUUGGCACGUCAUCCCCAAGAUCGAUGCAGCUUCAGGAAUUAUUGAGAAUAUACCUAAAGUAGAUAAACCGCCAAAGCAACAUACUAACCUGGGAGUCCCUGAAAUAUUACUUAGAAACAAUCAAUUGUUGCGCGGUAUUGCGAUCGAUUUGAAUCCGACCUAA
This is a messenger RNA of Acaulospora morrowiae, 262 nucleotides long. The record is from the annotation of a GenBank genome assembly. NCBI's taxonomy places the organism in Eukaryota, Fungi, Glomeromycota, Glomeromycetes, Diversisporales, Acaulosporaceae.